AUGAUGAUGGACGAUGAAAACUCGACUGGAGAGAUCUACAGCGCGCUCGAUCAGUUGGUAAGGCGGCCUACGCUAUCGUUUAGAAACAUUUUUUGACCGAAACAUGCUAAAAUUUUAAUUGUCAUCGCUUUUACAUAUACACUUUCUUGCCAAAAAAUCCAAGAAAUCCCUGUUUUUAGUCCUGCACAACAUGCCCUGAUGACUUUGCGGAGUUCGUGGAGAAUCUCUCCAUGUCCAAUGCCGCCCUUCGGACUGGAAUGUCCGACCCAGAGAUGAAUAUUGUGCUAGAGAAUCAGGACAAAUUGGGGGAAAAAGUGAUGGCACAGGUGGAUGAGGACCAGAUCGAGGCUCAAUUGGCUCCAGAACUUGCAAUUGCCGUCUAUUGCGAUGGCCAGAAGUUGUUCUAUGACGAGAAUUCGGCGACGGAAAACGGGUUCAGCUUCUUCUUCAAGGAUUUGUAUCUGAAAUUCAAGUAAAGAGUGUUUCAAAAGUUAUCCAAGGCAUUGUAAAAUGUUUCAGGACCGACUCGACAAACGUUCUUGAGGUUCGAACCGACCAUCCAACCCCAUACAUGGAAUGGAAAGUCGUGGCGCAAGUCCGAAUCUCGGCCAGCGAUGGAACUCAAAAGUUCAAUGUGGUGGAUGGAGAUGUCUUUGGUCUGGGGAAGUAUGACCCGCCGAUUUUUUUGCAGCUAGAUCACUCCAAGGGAGACGUGAAAGGGCUCAAGGUGGAUAUGAGAUUGAUUGAAUAUGUGAGUUGAACGUAUAUUACAUUAGAUGAAAAUACUGUAAAAUGGUUGUUAUGAGCAAUAUAAACCAUGCCGAUGGAUACAGUUACCUCUCAGAACCGAUGUGAGAACAUUUUCACCCCGUUCUUUGAGGCUUGAAGCCAUUUCUGGGUAAAGAGGAAGACUUGACCCAAACUGAGUCAAGUGUUCCUCACAGACCAAAAUUCUCUCAAAAUAAGCUGCAAUUGUUGCGCAACGUGUGUGCUUCCAGUCCUUCGAGAAGGUCAGCCCAUCGUACUUCAAAGACACGGAUGUUACAAUCACGUUCAACGACGGUUCCGAUGAUUUCUAUACCUACGGCAACCUUCUCCAACUGCAUUCUCAUGUGCUUGGAAGAAUGAUCAAGCGCCCUCAGCUGUUGGACGUAUAUGGUCACCCAGUCAUCCAGCUGGCUCCAGAAGACCGCGGUAUGGUCACGGAGUUGUUGGUUUACCUGUAUCCCAAUUCUCGCCCCAUUUAUCCGAGAUUUCGAACGCUUUGCCGCGCCGCCUGGAAGUUCCAAUGCCCUGCGGUCAUGUUCAAAAUUGGAGAGUGGUUCAUCAAGCAUAUUUCGGUGAGAUUUGAAGGUCUUAAUUGAGAUUUUAAUUUUUGAGUAUUACUAUAGUUAUAGUAAUAUUUACUUUUCAAUUUUAAUGCCACUAUAACAAUGUUUUAUCUCCAGUCCCACAAACCGACCCUUCUGGAAAAGAUUGAAGAAGCUCUGAUGCUGGGAAUUGGCGAUGUGGUCAUCCCUCGUCUUGUUUUUGACGCCGUUAAAAACGGAGAAUGGGCCAAGCUGAUUGGCCAAGUCAGCGAACCUAAUCAGUUGUUCCCGGCGGAUGUCUACGACGAGAUUAUUGCCCCGGCCUGCCUCUACGCCCGAAAACACAAGUUCUUCAGCUGGCCAAAGCCCUCGGAACUCAUCCCAAGGUAAGUUUCACCACGGAUAACAUAACAUUCGGAAAAUGUUAAAAAUUUUCUCGUAAAUAUACUUACUGUCAUUCCAAAGAUAAUUGAAUGAGUUAUGAGCUGUUCACUUUAUUUCAGACCCAAGGAUGACACCGACCCAUCAGUAGUUCGUCUGGUCUACAGUGGUGUUACAGUUUUUGCCCAUCGCGGAGUCCUCCAAGCCCAUAAUAUGUCUAGAUUCGGCGUCAGCGCUUCGGCUGAUAGAAAAGGUAAUUGAAUUUGAGCCGUUCGGAUAGCUGACUGCAUUCAUCUUGACAAUACGGCGAACUGUCUUGGACGGGGAAAGAGUUGACUCAUCUUGGUCAAGUCUUCCUCUCUAGACGAAACACGCAAUGUUGCAUAGAUUGAGUUUGUUGCAGGAGGAGCGGGCUGUAUAACAACAUGUUGGGAGCUUUUAUGAAUCAGUUUUGUUGUUUUCGAUUAAUAUUAUUUAUCUUCUGUCAUGUAUAAUAUAAUUUAUCUUUGAUACUUUCAGAAUAUUACCCAAUCUUCACCGUGGAGACUCGUGAGUACCUAAACAACCUCCAUAUUGAUCUUCGUCACUUCCUCAAUGAGUUCGUUGACUUUGUUUAUUACAACAAGCCGAUUUGUGAGGCUUGUAUCCGGCCAAUGUUGAUCUUCGCCCACGACAAUGAAUUGGUCUACUUGAAGGGUAAAAUGGAAGCAGUAAGUUGUUGUUGGUGUUUAUUGAAUUGUUUGGAGUUUAGGCGAUUGCCAUGCAGCCCCCAAUCUCCACAAAUAUCAUGAGAGAGCACCUUACUUUAGCCUCAAAGUAUGGGCUCGACAAUUUGUUGCGGACGACUUUGGUCAGAGCUGAAGGGCAUUACAUUACGGUGGCUCAAGCCUUGGUGGGACAGUCUGGAAUUGUCAAUGAGCUGACGAUUCCAACGAUGAGAAAAUUGGCUGAUCGAUUGUGCACUGGAUGGUCGUUGAUUAAUUGGAAAAUGGCCGAAAGGUAAGUUUAUUUUAGGUGGUAUUUUGGAAGAAUACGGCUGAAUAGAGAACAUAGGUCGUGAUUGACGUUAUGCUGAGGGAUUUUAUGGCUUUUUACGGUAGUAAUUACAUAUUUUUUAAAGGUCAAUUGUAUUUUUUUUUAAGUUUGUCCUCAUAACUAUUAAGAUCUCGUUUAGAACACCCACCACGAGAAAUGUACGCCGAAUUUUCCUAGACGAAGGUGGCCCAGUGGUCCCAACUGCUAAUCCGACCCUUGAAUCGUUCUAUGGCCUCAAUUCGGACGAUGCUUAUGGGGAUCCAAUCUGA
Molecule: messenger RNA, 2995 nt
Organism: Bursaphelenchus xylophilus (pine wood nematode)
Lineage: Eukaryota; Metazoa; Nematoda; Chromadorea; Rhabditida; Aphelenchoididae
Source: the annotation of a GenBank genome assembly